AUGCUUACGGGAGCAGAUACCGUCAAAGAAGCAAGAAUCAUACGCGAUGAGGUGAUUGAAUUAUUACGAGAAGGAGGUUUCGAACUAGAUAAAUGGGCAUCCAAUUGUCCCAGCUUGCUCGAGGGCCUAGGCAAUCAAAACGAUAAAUUAAUUACAAUUAGCAAUGAGAUCGAAGCUUGCAUUCUCGGUGUUCAAUGGAAUCGAAUCGAAGACACCUUCCACUUUCAUUGUGAACCCGCGUCGGCUUCUACAAUUUCCAAACGCAGCAUUGUAUCCGAAACCACGAGAAUAUUUGAUCCAUUAGGAUUGUUGGGCCCAGUCAUCGUUAUCGCCAAGCUCAUUGUUCAGGAGUUGUGGCAGAUAGGUAUUCAAUGGGGUGAAUCUGUCCCUCCAGACAUUCAUACGCGCUGGACCAUGUUCAGAUCACAAUUGGUGGUUCUCAAUCAGCUGGAGAUUCCUCGCGCGGUCAAGUUUGAUUCCAACUCGCGGUCGAUGCAAAUACAUGGGUUUAGUGACUCUAGCCAAAGGGCAUAUGAUGCUUGUGUGUACCUCCGCACGAAGUUAAGGCCACAUGAGUAUCGAAUAGAAUUAUUGUGUUCCAGGUCAAAAGUCGCUCCGCUUAAGGCGGUGUCUCUACCACGGCUUGAGUUGUGCGCAGCUUUGCUAUUAGCUCGUCUCAUGUCAAAGGUUGGUGAAGCAAUACAGUUGGAGCAUUCGAGGAGGUUUUGUUGGUCAGAUUCCAUGAUCACACUCAAUUGGAUAGGCUCGCCAUUUCGGAAGUGGACACCUUUCAUGGCAAAUAGAGUUGGCGAGAUACAGCGACUCACGGAUUUCAAAGACUGGCGCCAUGUCAGCUUAUCAAAUAACCCCGCCGAUGUUCUGUCGCGUGGACUAAAUCCCAACGAAUUAAUCAAUAAUGCUUCGUGGUGGCACGGACCCUCUUUUUUGCGACACAACGAUGACCUAUGGCCGGGCGGAAACAUCAUUCAACCACGGGAGAAUCUACUAGAGUUGAGGAUG
Messenger RNA from Mycetomoellerius zeteki, 1020 nucleotides. RefSeq lists its product as uncharacterized. The transcript has a single exon. Lineage: Eukaryota; Metazoa; Arthropoda; Insecta; Hymenoptera; Formicidae. The record is from RefSeq and is a predicted model, not a curated record. The annotation marks the transcript as partial.